AUGUCGACGAUUUCUCAAUAUCAUGAGAUUGGGUCGCCAGCCCAGCCCGUCAGCCAGCCGACAGGCAAACCCUCACGCAGAUUUCUUGCUCCAGUGGCCUCUCAUUUAGCACUCGUUGGGUUUCUGGUGAUGCCCUUGGCCUUUGGAGAUGAACCCCAUGUCAAUAAAACAGUCACGGUGAUCGUCGCAUCUAUCUUGAUCGGAAUCGCAUACUCCCUUUCACUCUUCCUGGUCUUAUUACACUUUGAUGAGCGGAUGCACCUGAUUCAAUCGUUACUCGUUCCUUGCUUAAUAUCCAAUGCCCUUGCGCUAUUCAAUGUUCUUAUCAAUAUUCUCUGUCGGGACUUGCUGCCCUUGGGUCUUCUAGAGAUCCUGUGCCUGAGUUUCUCCGCCGCGUUUGCGUUCCUCUACGCCUUGUGCGCACUAUGGUUAUACUCACGCGAUGUCAACGAAGCAGUUGGGAACUCUAACCGGGGAACAAUUCUUCUGACCGACGAAGAGAUGCAGCGACAGCAGCUGCGGCGUCUUUUGGAGCAGAACUCUUCCAGGAAGUCGCUGAGUCCAAGAGCCGUACAAAAGACCUACCGGGUCAACCACCCUGAUCGUCUUAAUUCGUUCCUGCCUCCGCCCAACGAGGAGGGAUACUUUAGCUGA
Molecule: messenger RNA, 654 nt
Organism: Aspergillus puulaauensis
Lineage: Eukaryota; Fungi; Ascomycota; Eurotiomycetes; Eurotiales; Aspergillaceae
Exons: 3
Coding region: 1-654 (217 amino acids)
Source: RefSeq, a predicted model, not a curated record